UAUUAUAACAGAACCAUAAGCUAUAAAUUAAAAUUUACAUACUACAGUAAUAUCCUUAAUGUUUUUAAAAUUGUCAUCUAUAGGCUACAAUGUAUCUUAACUACUUGAAUAAUACUACGCUAAAAUCACAGGAGCGUGACCAGCAAYGUUGUCGUGACGUAAGAAAACUUUYAGGCUAUGAAACGUGUUUGCUCUUAAUACUGAUGACAAGCUGAUUAACGAAAUAUUUACGCUAAAAUCUUCAURUUAGUCCUUAGAACGCUUUAUAUAUCAAGAAUAUCUGAUGGAUCGCCUACAAGCUGUACAAAAUGCCUGUGCCAGUCUUAUCAUGCUUUCUAAAAAACGUGACCACAUUACACCUCUACWUAUCGAUCUGCACUGGCUUCCUUUUCUAUGGAAUUCACUUCCAUCUUCAGUCAGGGAAGAGUUCAUUUCCCUUGAAGAGCAACAAAGAUGGUGACUGAAAUACUUAUUUUGUUGGCCACACUACUGCUCCUGAUCUACAUCUUCAGCUGGGUUYGUUCAUCACGUGGUCUUCCUCCAGGUCCACCACGAUAUCCAUUGAUAGGUAGUCUACCAAGUUUGAGAAAUGGAUCURUUCCAAUCCACAAAACAAUCACUGAGAUGGUAAAGAAAUAYGGAGAUGUUCUUACUGUAUACUUCCCUACUGGAAAAGGCUGUCAGCCAUUUGUUGUCAUCAACUCGCUUGAAACUGCUCAUGAUGCUAUGAUAAUCCAGAAAGAUGCUUUUUCAGGCAGGCCUUCAAUAUUUACUUUUGAUUAUCUAGCUCGAGGAGGAGAGGGUCUUGUAUUCUCCGAUUUCACCCACAAGACMGCCUUCAUAAGAAAAGUUGUCCUCAAAGCAUUGCGGCUCUAUCAACCCAGUCUGGAAGGUAAAAUACUAGAAGAGGCUGGCGAGAUUGUGAAACAAUUCAGCUCCUAUUCCAAUGAACCAUUUGAUCCUCGAAGAGAUUUUAGUUUGGCAAUUGUUAAUGUCGUCUUCUCCAUAAUAUAUGGCAAGCGAUUUGAAUUGGAUGACGAAGAAUUUUUGCAAUUUAACAGUACUUCCAAGCGAAUCGGCCAGCUACUACAUCCCUUGAAUAUCUUAAAUUUCUUUCCAUUUCUCAUCAACUUUCCCAUCCCAUCUUCAAGGCUGUUACACAAUGUUAUAGAAUACCGCAUGAAAACUCGAGAGCCUCGGUAUUUCCAGGAAAAAAAUACUUUCCAGGAAGGUCAAUUUCGCCACCUCGUUGAUGCACUUCUUCAAGCCAAAAUGGAAGAAGAAAGAGAGCUCAACAUAUCAAGCAACAAUAAACUGACCGACCUUGAUCUUCAAGCAACAGUCGACGCUCUUUUUGGAGCAGGUAGCGAGACAACGGCAACGACUUUGAGAUGGCUGAUAGCUUAUGCUUUGAACUUUCCUCAAAUUCAAGAAAAUCUCCAUGCUGAAGUUAAAGAAGUGUUUGGAAACGAAGGAUCAAUAACGUUGAAGAAAAGAAAUGACUGCCAUUACUUGGAGGCCACUCUUACUGAGAUUCUCCGUCAUGCAUGCAUUGCACCAACGUUUAUACACAAAACCACGUGUGACACCACCCUCUCAGGAUACAGCAUCCCUAAGGACACCGCUGUCCUUCUCAACAUCUGGGCCAUCAACCACGACGAGCGACAUUGGGAAAAUCCCCAGCAGUUCAACCCAGAAAGAUUUCUGGAUUCAGAAGGUCACUUUACUGGUACGACUAGAAAGAUGAGCUACAUGCCAUUUGGAGCAGGACGACGAGUCUGCAUUGGUGAAUCGUUGGCCAAAACCGAGUUGUUCCUGAUAUCAGCCACGCUACUACAGAAGUUCAAGUUUGAAACUCCUGUUGGAUGCACUCCCCCUGACCUCAGCAAAGAAGUCCUCGGAAUUGCCAGAGCGCCCCUACCAUUCAAGGUCACCGCCAUCAAGCGAUAAAUCAUGAACGUUAAAAACUGAGGCAUUUGUAGUGUGCUUUGUCAACCUAGAUAAAAUGUUUGCUUAACAAAAAACCUUCACAAAUAUAGGCAUUCUAUUGUUUUGACGCUAAUGAUUAUGGUCACCAGUUUCUUUUUGGGAGGAGGGGGACCAAASAAUUCGUGAGGCGGCCAUUUAUCAAAAGACGUUUUUCACUGAAUUAAUGUAGUACUUAUGUAAGGACACACUCAAAUUGCAAGGAUCGUUGUGAUUUGCUACUCGUUUAUUGGUUCUCAUCAAGUACAGUAAUAGCACACUAUGGUUAAUUUGUUCGGCACAAGC
Exaiptasia diaphana is the source of this 2271-nucleotide messenger RNA. Its product is annotated as steroid 17-alpha-hydroxylase/17,20 lyase. The record is from RefSeq and is a predicted model, not a curated record. Bases 454 to 1950 code for a protein of 498 amino acids. The transcript has 3 exons. Gene Ontology annotation, biological process: progesterone metabolic process; hormone biosynthetic process. Lineage: Eukaryota; Metazoa; Cnidaria; Anthozoa; Actiniaria; Aiptasiidae. Gene Ontology annotation, molecular function: heme binding; steroid 17-alpha-monooxygenase activity; iron ion binding.